GGCCUACGCGUUCACGGUGCACCUUCAUACGGCCCUUCCCCAACUAUAACAAGGGUUCGUUCAAAUCAGCUUAUAAUCUCUCCUUGUUUUUGCCCUAAUAAUCUUUCGCGAUUUGUCUCUGCAGAACUUCAGAGUCGAAUAUUAAGAUAUUUAUUGCAAAUAUUAUAUAAGAGCAAAUGGCUGACCAGAAGAAGCAAUUCACGAAGGUCAAUGAGCUCCGUCCUUUGGAUAAUGGGCUUAAUUUAAUUGUGAAAGUUGUGAAUGCAAAGACGGUUGUGCAGAGAGGCAGACCUCAAGGCCGAUUGGCCGAAUGCUUAGUGGGAGAUCAGACUGGAAUGAUCGUUUUUGCUGCGAGAAACGAUCAAGUGGACCUGGUGAAAGACGGGAAUACCCUUGUCCUAACGAACGCAAAAAUUGACAUGUUCAAGGGAGCAAUGAGGCUAGCUGUGGACCGAUCCGGACGCAUUGAAGUUGACAGCACAGCCAAUUUGUAUGUGGACGAGACCAACAAUUUGUCUCUGAUUGAGUUUGAGCGUGUUGAUGUUGUUGUUUGAGCAGUUUUUUGGAGGUCUAGUUGUUUCUAGAAGGUUCUUAUUCGAGACAAUUGUUGAGACUUUUGCUGAAACUUUGUAUGCAUCAAAUUUAUUCUAUGGAGUUUUAUUAUCUUAUUUCA
Messenger RNA from Erythranthe guttata (spotted monkey flower), 673 nucleotides. RefSeq lists its product as hypothetical. The record is from RefSeq and is a predicted model, not a curated record. Lineage: Eukaryota; Viridiplantae; Streptophyta; Magnoliopsida; Lamiales; Phrymaceae.